AUGGAAAGGAUAAAUUCUGUUUCCGAAAUUGAUUUAAUCGAAGAUCGAUAUUAUCGUGAUAGUCCAAGCUUAAAGCAUAAUUUAUCUUUCGCUGGUUGUGGUUUUCUUGGAUUAUAUCAUGUGGGUGUUUGUUGUUGUAUUAAACAAUUCGCCCCUCAACUGUAUCAAAAUAAACCAGUGUCUGGGACAAGUGCUGGUGCAAUAGCUGCAGCUUGUCUUAUAUGUGAAUUAGAUAUGAAUAUGUGUGUUCAGUAUUUUUGCAAAAUUGUUGAAAAUGCCAAAUGGUAUACACUUGGUCCAUUCGAUCCACGGUUUAAAGUAAAUGAACAUUUAAGAGAAGGAUUAUCAAAAAUAUUACCAUCAGAUGCUCAUGUUUUGUGUUCUAAUCGUCUGUCUAUUUCAUUGACGUGUUUUGCUACAAGAAAGAAUAUAAUCGUUCGACAAUUCAAGGAUAAAGACGAGUUGAUCAAAGCAUUGCUUUGUUCUGCAUAUAUUCCAAUAUUUAGCGGAUUUGUUCCAUUAUCAUUUAGAGGUCAGCUUGUCGUUGAUGGAGGAUUAUCAGAUAAUCUGCUUAACAUCAAUCAACAGACAAUUCGAGUUAGCCCAUUUGCUGGUGACGCAGAUAUAUGUCCAUUGGAGUCAAAAUGUGGUCCACAGCAUAGCCACACUCAACCACAAAGUUAUGAAGAUGUAUUGGGUUCAAUUACAUUGUUGAAUCUUACAAUGCGCUUAAAUCUAACAAAUAUUAAACGCUUGAUUGGGAUGGUAUGGCCAAUGAAUUCUGAUCAGUUGGUUAAUCUAGCCACCCAAGGUUAUGAUGAUGCCUUACGGUUUUUAAUUACUCGUGGUUUCAUCGCCUGCCGUAUACAUCAAACGCCCAGAGAAUUCUCAAACAUUUCACGAUCAAAACAACGUAACAAUGCAACGCGUAUUCGUCGUUUGCCUAGUUUUGAUACCCUUUUAUACCGUAAAGUAAAUGAAGAAUCAGAUCGUUAUCGAAAAUAUUUCACCGAUCCAAGCUCUAAUACAAAUGUACCGAAAUCGACUAGAUCCUCUACUCCCAGAAAAGUAAUUCCUAAUUCCGGUAUUGGAUUAAAUGUUGCUAAUUGUCGUGCAUGUCAAGAUAGUCUAUGCGAAGCUAUCAAUACGUCAUUUCCAGCAUCAUUACGCUUGGUAAUCAAAAAAGGCACAAAUCCUCCACCGUCGUAUUUAAGAUGCAUUCAAAGUCGUGUUUUUAGUUAUGGAUCGUCUGUUUGCUCAUUUGGUUUUAAUUUGGUUCGAUUUCCUUUAAGUUUACAAGUCAAAGUCCUUAUAUGUGUCGUUUCCAAAUGCUUACAAGCUUUGAAACAGUCGGAUGUCAGUAAUUACUAUCUGUCGAGUUUAUUAGACUUACUCAAGCAAUCGUAUCUCUAUCUGGAGGAUUCAAAAGACAAGACUGUGUGCUCACCAGAUUAUUCAAAUUCUGAGUCAUCCCAGUACACACGUUAUCAUUCAGUUCCGGAAAAAUUAUGUUCAGUAUUUUCUGUGAUAAAUUCUGUCUUAGAGAAGGGAACUGAUAAUAUGAGUGAUUUACUUUUACGAUUAAGCUCUGUAGAGCUGCCGACAGCUAAAGAUUGCGGUUUAGAAUUGCUUUCAUCCCCCAUUCAACAAAAGAGUUCUGUCACCAGCUUAAAUCUGGUCUCAGUUCAGAAAAUAUAG
Molecule: messenger RNA, 1698 nt
Organism: Trichobilharzia regenti
Lineage: Eukaryota; Metazoa; Platyhelminthes; Trematoda; Strigeidida; Schistosomatidae
Source: the annotation of a GenBank genome assembly